This is a messenger RNA of Paraglomus occultum, 999 nucleotides long. NCBI's taxonomy places the organism in Eukaryota, Fungi, Glomeromycota, Glomeromycetes, Paraglomerales, Paraglomeraceae. The record is from the annotation of a GenBank genome assembly.
AUGGGUGACGGAGGCUUUUUCAAGGGAACGAGUCUCGAACAAGACAGUCGAUUCGCUAAUAAACAAAAGAAGCUUUUGAAAAGCAUGUCAUUUCCAUCUGACUUUAAUAAAAAGGUGGAUAUGACAAAAGUAAAUAUGCAAGUAUUUCGACCGUGGAUUGCGCAAAAAGUCGUAGAUCUACUAGGCACGGAGGAUGAAGUCGUAAUAAACUAUGUAUAUGGACUUUUGGAAGAACAGGAUCCUGAUCCAAGGUUAAUGCAAAUUAAUCUGACAGGAUUUCUUGAGAAGAAUGCAGCUGCGUUUGUAACAGAAUUAUGGAAGUUAUUGCUCUCGGCGCAAGAUGGAGUUGGAGGAAUUCCGACCGUCUUUUUACAGCAAAAAAUGGAUGAAAUUAGGAAAAAAAAGACAUUCGAGACAGAGAGCGUCGAGAGGAGAAAGAUAGGCGGGAACGCGACCACAAAUCCACACGUCAUAGAAGUAGAAGUAGGGAUGACGAUCGUCAUCGUCGGUCAUCUCGACGUAGUCCAAGUAAUGAAGACCGACAUCGACGACGAUCUAUUCGAAAAUCUAGCAGAAGUCGAGAAGGACGCUAGUAGGAGUCGGAGUAGGGAUAGAAAACGGCAUGAGGACAGGAGACACGGGCGAAGAAGUAGUCAUGUUCGAAGUGACAGGAGUCUAGAACGUUCUCGUGAGAGUUUCCAUAAGAGGCGUCAAUCUCGAGAUGAUGUCGUCAAGUCAGAUUAUAUACCAUCAUCUGGCUCCAGUCCUCUAGAACAACCUAUGGAGAUCGAGGAGAACCGACAACUCACGAACAAAAAACCUGUCGAAACACCCGAGGAUGUCUCGCCACAUGGCUCGCCGCCUAGAAGGAGAAUAGAGGCUCCAAUAUUCAAGUCAAAAUGGAAUGACGACGAGGAUGAUGGUGAGGACGAAAAGAAAUCUCAGCAAGAGAUAGAACAACGGUUACGUGCACGAGUAUUACAGUCAAUGAAGAAGUGA